AUCUCCCGGGCUGAGCGUUGGCGGCGGCGGCUGUGCGGCGGUUGGCGGCGGCGCGGGACGGCCUGCAGCGCGCGCGGGGCCGUCGCGGCGACCGUUGGCCCGUGAGGGGAGAGCGACGGCGGCGGGAGGUGACUGGUAGAAGAGAGAGACCUGUUCCUGACUAUGUCGAGGAGAAAGUUGGAGAAUAAAAGCCUUUCUGGCUUGUUAGCCACAUCUCUGCAGACACAAAUCAAGACAGACAAUUUCCAUAAUUUUUAUAUGCUUGAAUCAAAAGAGCUGGGAAGGGGAAGAUGUGCUGUGGUUAGAAAAUGUAUAGCUAAAUCCACAGGCCAAGAGUAUGCAGCUAAAUUUUUAAAGAAAAGAAGAAGAGGUCAAGACUGCAAAGCAGAGAUUCUUCAUGAAAUCGCCGUACUUGAAUUAAUGAAAUCUAAUCCUCGCAUAGUUAAUCUUCAUGAAGUCUAUGAAACAGCAAAUGAAAUCAUCUUAGUGUUGGAAUAUGCUGCUGGAGGAGAAAUAUUUGACUUGUGUGUCCCUGAUCUGGAUGACAGAAUUGGUGAAAGGGAUAUUGUAAGACUUAUAAGACAAAUACUUGAAGGACUUCGUUGCUUGCAUGAAAACAAUAUUGUUCAUCUUGAUUUAAAGCCUCAAAAUAUUCUGCUGAGCAGCAUCAAUCCUCUUGGUGAUGUAAAAAUUGUAGAUUUUGGUAUGUCUCGGAAGCUUGAGAAUUCUAGUGAACUGCGGCAGAUCAUGGGAACAACAGAGUAUCUAGCUCCAGAAAUCUUGAACUACGAUCCUAUUACCACAGCUACAGAUAUGUGGAAUAUAGGUGUAAUUUCAUACAUGCUGCUGACGCAAGAAUCGCCGUUUGUGGGAGCUGAUAAUCAAGAAACUUACCUUAAUAUAUCUCAAGUUAACGUGGAUUAUUCAGAAGAAACAUUUUCAUCGGUUUCACAGCCUGCCAAAGACUUCGUUCAAAAACUUCUCAUAAAAAAUCCAGAGGAAAGACCCACAGCAGAGGCCUGUCUUUCUCAUUUGUGGUUGCAGCAAGGGGAGUUCACGCUCUUGUGUAGCCCUGAAGAAACUUGUUGCUCUUCUCUGCUGCCAGGACAUGCAACAAAAUGCUUAGAAGAGCGGAAUGUAAAAUCCAGUUCUAAUGGUACCUGUAGCAACAAGGAAGACAAAGAAAAUAUUCCAGAGGACAGCAGCAUGGUCUCCAAACGUUUCCGUUUUGAUGAUUCGUUGCAGUAUCCCCAAGACUUCAUGACAGACUUCGUAUGUUGAUCUGUAAUAUAGACUUUCUUGUAAAAAUGAAUUUAGCAUAAUCUAUUCCAGUGGUGAAUAUAAGAUUAUGGCUUGCCAGUUCAUGCAGCAUUGGCAUACUGGAAAUGCACUUUGAUUCUUUUAUGUUGGUGCCUCCUUUUCUGUCCAUUGCGGGCAAUGGAUUUAACUCCUGAAAAAUUUGGGUUGUUGCACCAAUAAAAUGAAUUAUUUUUUUUAAGAAGAUAUAAUUAAAUAUUUUUGCACUUUUCAAGUUUCAGUCCAAAAGUGAUGCCAGAUUGAACAAACUAAAACCUGAAAAUGAGUUUGUUCAAGCUCAAGUUUUGCCAGUGGUUAAAUACAUGUACACUUUUAUAACUAGCCUUAAUAAGAAAUUGGUCUAAGCAGGGAAACAGAAUCUAGCUGUCCUACUGGGCUUAUUUGUGAUCACUCUCAUCCCUUUAAAUGGAAGCUAAUGUUGGUAUGUCUUGGGAUUAUGAUACAUCUGUUGGGGCCACGUGGAAAAUUACUUCCUCUCUAGGAUUGUUCGUAGUUAAUGAAACAUUUCUGCCUUACUGAUCUGGUCCGCUCAGCAAUUAUAAUACAUACUCUGCGUUUUUGCUGUGUUGGAUCUCUGCAGUGCUUGAAUAGACAGCAGGUAGACUGUCAUUCCUUGUGCUAGUGAUCCUUUGAUUCUUAUCAGUAAGUUGUAUUUGAAGAGGAUGAAGGUCCCACGCUGAUGGGAACAUUUGAUAAACUUGUUAGUUUGCUUUCAUAAAACCUCUGAAAUAGUGCUGUCUACCUGUAUUGACCUGUUCUUCAUCUUAAGAAAAAACACAACACAACACCACACCAAAAAAAAAAAACCCAAACAGAAAGCCUCUUUAGAGUUAAAAGUAGUAACUGAAUAAACUGAAAAUAACCAUUUUUGCCAGUGAAGCUGCAAUUAAAAGCUUUUCAUUAUGCCCUCUAAUGUAGAAAUGCAGUGCAUCUUUCUGUCAAUUGUUGUUAUGCAUAAUAACUUAGCUUUGUGCCCACUCUGAGAAAUGGACUGCAGUGUGUUAGUUUUUAAAGACAAACUACCUAAUAACUGUUUUAAGCCUUUCAAUUUUGUUUGUUUAGUGGGUUUGUUAUUUUUUCAAGUUACAUCCACUUCCUGUUUCUAAGCUCUGAGGAAAAAAUGCCUAUGUCAGUUUUUGACUUAGAGCAAAUACCAGUCAUGCCUUAACAGCCUGAAACUGAUACUGACAAGAUAAAAAUCCUGAUCGUAACACUGAGGUUGGAAGCCUUUUUGUGUAGGGAAUGUAUUAAAGCUCUUGCAAAUAUUUUGAAAGUAAAUGGCACUUUAAGAUACUUUUGGGGUUUUCCACUCCUCAGAGCUUAGACUAAAUUGUCUUUCGUUUGUUUUGUAUAAUAAAAUACAACAAUCUGAUAAUCAUUCCCAAGUGUGCCUGUGGACUUGUCAAUAGCUAGGCAGAUGGAGGUUUUGGAACAACCUAUGGUUGAGAGGUGAACAGGGAAUGGUAAAAGGUUGUAUUUUACCUUUCUUCACGCAAGGAAGGAAUAAGGUUUUUUUACAAAUAGAUUUCAAUAUAGUAUCACCAUAAUGUGUGGGGGUUUAGGACUGUUUUUAUUGUGGGUGACACUCAAGUCAACAAGUGAAAGGCCGACUGAGGUGUAAGGCGUGUGAGACUAUCUUACAGCUUAUGUUUGUUGGAAGUAGUAAGGACUUAAUCCCAUGUGAAAUGAAGUAAUGGAUAUAUUUAGCACAUAUGAAGCUCAGAUGCCGAAGUAUAAGUGAACCACACUGAGUCUUCUCUAUGUAAUCUCAUGUUGCUUUUUUCAGUGGGACUGAUAAUAUAUGUAAUUAUAAAUUACUUCACUGGAGGCAGUUGUUGGAUUGUGUUCAGGUACUUUAUACCCUUACUUUUCAAAGUCCUUGGCUUUUCCCAGUUGAAGUCAUACCUAACCUUUUGGUUUUUUCCACCAGCAUGGAGUCCAGUUUGAACCGGGUAAACUAAAAAACACAAACAAUUUUGUAUGCACUCAGAAGUUAAAGUCCACUUAAAGGAGAAAAUGUUGAAAAGCUGUGACAUAGAAAGGUAGAAAACGAUGUUUAUAAAAUUGUUACAUUUUUAAAUUCUGCAAAAAUAUUACUGAACUGAAAUGACAACUGGGAAGCUUGUGAAAGUCUUCAUACGUGAGUAUUCUACUUUUAACAUCUGGAAAAUAAAGCUGAAAGCAUAUGCCAGCACUUUAUGACAAAGUUGUUAUUCCUUAAGAUUUUUAUCAUGAUAUCUGAUGUUUACAUUUCUUACUACUUCUGGGGCUAACUUAAAUAAGAAAAUUGGUAUUACGUGAGAAACUUAAGUUUUGAAGACUUUAUUUGUACUUUAUGUAAACUUAAAAUAUACCUUGAAUCAGGUUUUCUUCGGAUCAGUGAGUUUGAUUUAUUUAAAAAUAUUGUUGUGCACGCAUAACUUCAACUGAAUGUAAAUACAUACAUUGUAGACAAUUGUUAGCCUGUCUUGCUUCCUGCCAUAUUCCUGGGAAUUAAAAAGUUUAAAUGAGUGAUGAGUAACAUUUUAAGAUGACUGAAGUCAUAUUUCUAUGUAGCUCAUGACCUUUUUAUAUUAAAAAAAAAAUAAUAAACUUUGCCUUUUUUCAAAA
Molecule: messenger RNA, 3927 nt
Organism: Falco peregrinus (peregrine falcon)
Lineage: Eukaryota; Metazoa; Chordata; Aves; Falconiformes; Falconidae
Gene: STK17B
Product: serine/threonine kinase 17b
Exons: 8
Coding region: 163-1281 (372 amino acids)
Biological process (GO): positive regulation of apoptotic process; protein phosphorylation; intracellular signal transduction
Cellular component (GO): nucleus
Molecular function (GO): ATP binding; protein serine/threonine kinase activity
Source: RefSeq, a predicted model, not a curated record